This is a messenger RNA of Huiozyma naganishii CBS 8797, 771 nucleotides long. RefSeq names its product proteasome regulatory particle base subunit RPN10 (gene RPN10). NCBI's taxonomy places the organism in Eukaryota, Fungi, Ascomycota, Saccharomycetes, Saccharomycetales, Saccharomycetaceae. Bases 1 to 771 code for a protein of 256 amino acids. Gene Ontology annotation, cellular component: proteasome regulatory particle, base subcomplex; cytosol; nucleus. Gene Ontology annotation, molecular function: polyubiquitin modification-dependent protein binding. The transcript has a single exon. Gene Ontology annotation, biological process: proteasome-mediated ubiquitin-dependent protein catabolic process. The record is from RefSeq and is a predicted model, not a curated record.
AUGGUUCUGGAGGCGACGGUGCUUGUAGUGGACAACUCUGAGUAUGCGCGGAACGGGGACUUCCCGCAGAACAGGUUUGAGGCGCAGAUUGAUGCCGUGGAGUACGUGUUCCAAGCGAAGAGGAACGCCAACUUGGAGAACAGUGUCGCUUUGGUCAGUGCUGCCGCUGCGGGGGGCACGCCACGGGUGUUAUCGACAUUCACCUCUGAGUUUGGGAAGAUCCUGAGUGGGUUGCACGAUACGGUGAUCGAGGGCCAAGCGGAGUUCGCCACGGCGCUCGAGAUCGCUGCGUUGACGCUCAAGCACAGGCAGAACGGGCUGCAAAGGCAGCGGAUCUGUCUGUUCGUGUGCAGUCCGAUCCGCGAGGAGGAGAGGGACCGGCUGCUUACCUUGGCUCGGAGGUUCCGCAAGAAUAUGGUCGCUUUGGACGUUGUGAACUUUGGUGAGAUGCAACAGAACGCGGAUCUGUUGGCGGAGGUCGUCGCUGCGGUGAACGCGGAGGGUGAGACCUACGGGUCCCACCUUGUGAACGUCGAGCGUGGACCCAGACUGCUUUACGAGACCGUGGCGACAUCGCCGAUCAUUAUGGAUGAGGCCUCUGCCGCCGCGGCCGCGGCGGCAGCACAGAACGGCGACGGCGACGGUGGUGACGGCAACUUUAUGGAUUUCGGCGUCGAUGCCUCGAUGGACCCUGAACUGGCGAUGGCCCUGCGGCUCUCGAUGGAGGAGGAACAGCAGCGCCAGGAGCGUCUGCGCCAGGACGAAUCGUGA